Molecule: messenger RNA, 588 nt
Organism: Hepatospora eriocheir
Lineage: Eukaryota; Fungi; Microsporidia; Hepatosporidae
Source: the annotation of a GenBank genome assembly
AUGUUAACUAAAUUGAUACAACUAUUUUUAUUAAUUUGGAUUUACUGGUCAGUAAAUUUGUUUCUUAACAACAAAACAAUAGGUAAAGCAGAUUUUCCAUUUAAUAAACAUAGAGAACUCUUCCUUACAGUUAUUUCAGCGAGAUUUACAAUGUUUUGUUGUUUACUGUAUAACUUUAGUAAAAGAAUAUUUAGAAUGAUCUAUCCAAUCAUGUUAAUAUUAAACAUAUACGUUACUAUAUCAUUCUGGUCUCUAUUUUUCUAUGAUUCAGAUCUGAUAAUUAAUAAGAAUUUACUUAAAGCAGAAUACUCGCUAAAAUACUAUCACUUAUUACAACUAGGAUUACACUUAGCACCUUUAUUAUUGUCUAUUACCUAUUUUAGACAAAAACCAUCAAGAAAUUCUUUUAUCAUGCCUAUAAUUUAUUUAAUUUUAUCAUUCUAUUUAAUGAUAGUUUCUAAAAAUAAAGAUUAUAACUGUUUUACUCCUUACGAAUUCAUAAAUAGAAUGUCGUUUGUGCAAUUUGUGACAUUUAUUGUUUUUGAGAUAAUUUUUCUUAAAUUAUUGUAUUUAAUAACAAUAAAUUGA